Molecule: messenger RNA, 837 nt
Organism: Prunus avium (sweet cherry)
Lineage: Eukaryota; Viridiplantae; Streptophyta; Magnoliopsida; Rosales; Rosaceae
Source: RefSeq, a predicted model, not a curated record
AUGGAUGAAGUUUCUCUAAACACUGAGCCAGCAAGCGAUGUUGAUGCUGAUGAAUUUGAGAUUGGAGGAGACUGUGCAAUGUCAGAUUUUAUCAGUCAAACAGGCAUUAUUCGAGGAGAGAACCCUCUCCCUCCUGCUGGUGGAAUGGAAUUUGAUUUUUAUGAGGAUUUGUAUAACUUCUACAAUUGCUAUACCAAGAAGCAAGGAUUUGGGGUUAGGGUGAGCAAUACUUGGUAUAGAAAGAGUAAGGAAAGAUACAGAGGAAAACUAAGCUACAGUGGUGCAGGUUUCAAAAAGAAAACUGAAGUAAAUCACCCAAGGCCAAAAACUAGAAUCAGUUGUCCAGCAAUGAUAAAGUUUAGGUUAAUGGACUCCAACAUGUGGAGAGUUAUUGAAGUUGAGAUUGAGCAAAACCACUUGAUUAGUCCAGCAAGUGCAAAAUUUUAUAAAUCUCACAAGAGCGUAGGCGUUGGAACCAAACGAGCGUUGCAGUUAGAUACUGCUGAAGAAGUACAAAAGAUUAGGCUAUUUAGAACCGUGAUCAUUGAUUCUGAGGGUAAUGGAAACGUAGAUGUUGAUGAAGGAGAAUCUGGGAAUAGAGUUUAUUACUCCAAUCAAUUGAAGCUUAAGGAAGGAGAUGACCAAGCAGUUCAUAAUUACUUUUCUCGCUUGCAAUUAAUGGAUCCAAACUUCUUUUAUGUGGCGGAUCUAAAUGAGAAAGGAUGCUUGAGAAAUUUGUUUUGGGCUAAUGCGAGGACGGGGGUUGCUUACAGUUAUUUUUGUGAUGUAGUUUCCAUUGACACUAGUGUCAUUUCUAUGCUUGGAAAACAAAUUUGA